UAGGCCCAGCCAGUUCCUAGGAGCACAGGGCAUGCUUACUGCUUGUGUGUGUGUGGUAGAAUGCACACACAUGCAUAUGCACAUCUGUGUGUAUUGCAAUGAAGAUUUAAGAAAACAACACCCUGCAGAAUGACAGUAAAGGUUAUUCAUAAUCAAAAUUGUAUAAUCUGAUCAAGAAAAUUUAGUUCUAUAUUCUGAAAAGAGGAAAAAUUACCAUUAUGCUGUGAAGGACCUGAUAACUUCCUUCUAUACCCACUUCUUUCUGCUCAGCUGGAGUUGCACAUGUACAUUCCCUGUGAGUUUGCAGCCAGCCAGUGAAAUCUCCACUGAGGGUCCCUGCACAGGUACAUGAAUGCAAGAGAGCUCUCCAAUGUGUUAGGAAAUAUGUAAGUGUUAGUAAACAUGUACUUCUGCAAAUGUUUAUGGAAACUUAUUAUUAUGUUGUAAAACAUGGUAACAUGUUUCUAUAGCUCAAUUUCAAUCUAAGACAUCCUUCACUCUCUCUCCACCUUCUCCUUCUCAGACAGAUUUAUCUUGAUGGAUUGAAGACAUGCAGGGAUGCUUACUGGUGCAGUUCCUGCAUCUUGGUUGCAGAUAGUAACUUUCACCUUUUGUGCUGAUUCCUAACAAGUCCCUCAAGAGAUGAUUGGAUACUUUAGCAUCUGAACAUUCUUAGAACAAGAAUGGUAUCAAGUAAUUCAAAUGUAGAUAAAAUACACCUGUUUGGAAAAAAAAAAAAAAGGCAGAGAAGACUUUGUUAAAUGAAAAGUACUGAAAGCAUGUAUAUGUUAAUACACUGUGCUGGGAAAAUUUUCAAAAUGCAGCAUAAACAGCUUACUCAGCACCAAGGUACUCUGCUUGGAAGUCUAUUUUUUUCCUUCUCAUGUUCAACAGUUGAUUAGUGCUGUCACCACCACUUUUCUGUUCUCUUCCCCUGAUGCAAUUUGCAGGGAUAACCACCAUCUCUAGCUCAAUUCAUGUUGCCUGGAAGUGGAAACCAAAUGCUUUUGUUGAUGAGAACCUGCUGAAAAUGGAUUAUUGCAAAGAGAAUGAACAUAGCACCCUAAGUAAGAAGGUAUGGAUAUAGAAUCAUUUAUCCAUGGCUGUGUCUUUUUUUGUUUUAUUUGCAGCAAAGAGUGACUAUAGUUCCCCUCGGGGCCAUAUCAGCAGUGGCUGGUGAGGUCCUGGAGAGUCCUCUUGUGCCUGGUGAGCGAACUCACCUUCAGUGUCUCAACAAGAGACUGCUCUUUAUUAACUGAUAGAACUUUUUACUAACUAUGAAAUCUAAAUGCUUUGAAAUUCUAAUUCAGUGUUUGAGAGUGCUUUGGGGAGGAAAUUAUUAACUCUUUGGUGCUCUCUGCUCCUUACACUAAGGAUUUAAGUGUGGGAUAUUGUCUAACAGUAUGUGUGCUUGGCAGAUUGACAGAUAAACUCCUGUGGCUGUGCUCCUUUGUCUUAUCCUAACAUGCUGAAUCCCAUUGUGAUAAUGGUUUCUGGUUUGAAAUGGUCUUCCUGUGUACCUCUGAAAGGUUUCUUCUAGACCUGCUGCAAAAUGGACCUCAACAAAGACAGGAAAAAGAAGAAUGGAGAAGUUCUGUUGGCUGGUUUUCACAAGAAUGAAAGGUUGGUGAAUAAGGCCCAAGACACUGGAAGGAAAAAAAGAUGUGAGUGACAUAACGAAGAUGCUCCGCGCCGCCGCCGCCGCUCACGGAGAGCGCUUGUGCUCUUCGGCGCUUCGCUGAAAGUUUGUGAGUGCCCCCACGCCGAGCAAAGGCUCCCGUCUGGCCCCUCUCCUCACGGAGCUCGCACGGGGUCCCACCGCCGCUUCCAGCCGGAGCUUCCCCCGGAACUGACCCGGGCUGCAGCAGCCUGAGGGGUCCAGCUACAUCCCAGCCGCCUCCUCCCCCUUCCAACCCUCCAUCCUCAGGGGCCGACCUCUAAGCAGCCUCUUCUCACGACGGCAUCUAAGUCUGUUGUCGCCUUUACGAAACAGAGAAUGACUCCUGGACUUGUUGGUGUUCCACGGCUCCUGGGAUAAUGAGGCUGACAGUGGUUCCUAACAACGGGUAGUGCCACCCCUCUGAUCGGUGUCACCAGCUGAGCAGAUAUAAAAGAGAGGAUGCUUGCUGUCUGUGGGGAGCUGUUGGUGUGCCCUCUCCUGGUUGCUGAGCAGACAAGCUGUUUGGCAUUUACUGAUUAUCUGCUACCUUACAAUUCCAGCUUGGACAGGCAAUCUUCACAAUUCCAGUUAAAAAAUACUUCUGCUGGCGGUGACUAGUCAUGAAUUCGUCUUGCCUAAACAACAGAGCUGAGAGCCACUUUAGAGCAUCAGAGGAGCAUGAACUGGAGACAGUGGGGAAGAAAGCUUGGGACAAUCCUGUUUACAAUGGCUCUCCUUCUACCUCCUUGAAGAUUCAAACCAUCUACAACCCCAAGUCUACCCUGGAAAAUCCCUAUGAGAACUUUGAAGAGGUUAGGGAUCCACUGCCCUACCAGGAAGAACAGAGCAAAGCUGUGGAUGGGAAGACAAGUCCUUUCCUCAAGUGCUUCUUCUACGUCUUCAGAGGCAUAAGAGGUCUGUGGGGCACUACACUGACUGAGAACACAGCUGAAAACAGAGAGCUUUAUGUGAAGACCACACUGCGAGAGCUGCUAGUCUAUGUUGUGUUCUUGGUGGACAUCUGUCUACUGACAUAUGGAAUGACAAGUUCCAAUGCCUAUUACUACACCAAAGUGAUGUCUGAGCUCUUUCUGCAGACCUCUUCAGAUGGUCGUGUCUCCUUCCAGUCCAUCGGAAGCAUGGCUGACUUCUGGGUGUAUGCACAAGGUCCCCUUCUGGAUAAUCUUUACUGGACAAAGUGGUACAACAACGAGUCCCUGACAGCACACAGCACCCAGUCGUACAUUUAUUACGAGAAUCUGCUGCUGGGUGUCCCACGCAUGAGACAACUGAAGGUGAAGAACAAUUCCUGUGUGGUCCAUGAUGACUUCAAGGAGGAAAUCUCAGGCUGCUAUGAUGUAUACUCAGAAGACAAGGAGGAAAGGGGCUCCUUUGGGCUCAUCAAUGGAACAGCAUGGAGUUACCAUUCUGAGGAGGAGCUGGGUGGUUCAUCUCACUGGGGAAGACUAACCAGUUACAGUGGGGGAGGAUACUACAUAGACCUCAAGUUGACCAGAGAAGAGAGUGCUGAAGCCCUGCAAGUCUUGAAGGAGAAGCUGUGGCUGGAUCGGGGAACACGAGUUGUCUUCAUUGAUUUCUCUGUGUAUAAUGCAAAUAUCAAUCUGUUCUGUGUUCUGAGGUUAGUUGUGGAGUUUCCAGCCACUGGUGGUGCCAUUCCUUCCUGGCAAAUCCGGACAGUCAAACUUAUACGAUAUGUCAGUGCAUGGGACUUCUUCAUUGUUGCCUGUGAAAUUGUAUUCUGUGUCUUCAUCUUCUACUACGUGGUGGAGGAGACUUUGGAGCUGCGUAUCCACAAGCUUCAGUACUUCACCAGCAUCUGGAACAUCCUGGAUGUUGUUGUCAUUCUGCUCUCCAUUGUCGCCAUUGGAUUUCACAUCUUUCGCACCAUUGAGGUGAACAGGCUGCUGGGAGAGUUGCUGAAACACCCCAACACCUACGCAGAUUUUGAGUUCUUGGCAUUCUGGCAGACGCAGUACAACAAUAUGAAUGCAGUCAACUUAUUCUUUGCCUGGAUCAAGAUAUUCAAGUACAUUAGCUUUAACAAAACAAUGACCCAGCUCUCCUCCACGCUGGCACGUUGCGCCAAGGACAUCCUGGGCUUUGCCAUUAUGUUCUUCAUUGUCUUCUUUGCCUAUGCCCAGCUGGGUUACCUUCUUUUUGGGACACAAGUGGAAAACUUCAGUACCUUUGUUAAAUGCAUCUUCACCCAGUUUCGGAUCAUUCUCGGUGAUUUUGACUACAAUUCCAUUGACAAUGCCAACAGGGUCCUUGGGCCUAUUUACUUUGUCACCUAUGUGUUCUUUGUUUUCUUUGUGCUCCUGAACAUGUUUCUGGCCAUCAUCAAUGACACCUACUCAGAAGUCAAGGAAGAGCUUUCAAGCCAGAAGGAUGAGCUGCAGCUUUCUGACAUCUUGAAGCAGAGCUACAACCGGACACUCAUGAGGCUGAAGCUGAAGAAGGAGCGGAUUUCUGAUGUGCAGAAAGCACUGCAGAAUGGAACAAAAGAACUAGACUUUGAAGACUUCAAGAACAGCUUGAAGGAACUGGGCCAUGCAGAGCAUGAAAUCACAGCAGCUUUCUGCACAUUUGACAAAGAUGGCAACCACAUCCUUGAUGAAGAGGAGCAACAGCAGAUGAAGCAUGACCUCGAGGCAAAAAGGGUUGCUCUGAAUACAGAGAUUGAAAAUUUGGGGAAAUCCUAUGGUGACAACAACCUGGAUGAGAAUCUGAUCUACAGAGAAGCAAGGAAUAACCACGCCAAUAAAGCCAGCUGGGUCUCCAAAGAAGAGUUCCAAGUCCUGCUGCAGCGUGUACUGCAGCUGGAACUGUCCAUAAACAGCGUUGGCUCCAAGAUUGAUGCAGUGGUGAGCAAGCUCGAUGUGCCAGAAAGAAACAAGCUGAAGAGGAAGGACCUGGUGGGCAAACCACUGGAUGAUGUUAGUAAGGAGGAAGAAGCCAGUCAGGAAGAGCUGCACUCCCAGAGCCUAGACCAACUGCAGAAGGAAGAAGCAGAAAGCUGGGGGAUGGAACAUGUCCAGAGAAACAACCUGAGUGGUAACUCUUCCCAAAACGGUGUCUACCACAUCUUGCCCCGGUCAAAUGUGCUGGGCUCACAGGUGUCCAAGAACAUCAUCCAGCCAUAGCUGGAUGUGCACUUCUAGCAGCCAAGUGCUCUCACUCUGGCUCCCACGGUACUAAGUCACUGUCAGUUGUUCUCCCACUGUUAGGAUAAUCCAGACAGCUGGACAUAGACACCACUGUUGUCAGAAACUGUUGAUGUGAAAAAUCAGGGCUGCUCUUUUUCAAUGUAAUGAUGUAUAAUGUCAAAGAGUAGAACUUCUGCCCUCUCUCCCCUCAGUAUCUCUGGAGGAGGUGGAAUUUGGAACCAGGUGAUGUAUGAGGUUUCUGCCUCUCUACAAGCUGACACAAAGUCUCUUAUCUAUCCUUUCCUAAAAAGCAGGAACCCCAGAACUCUGAACAUUUCUGUCCAGAGUGGUGUAUUGCAACUUGUUCCCAACACAUGCAAUUGUCUGCAGAAAACAGAUGUGAUUAUAACGUAAAGAAACAGAAUAUAAUCAUUAGAGUGAAAUGGAAAGAAGAAAUUUAGUUGUGUCUACCUGAUUACAGACAGUUUUGUUCUGCUGUAGCUUGUCUCCAGAUUACCUUGGUAACCUUUCUGUAUCUUAGAUUUAGAUGUUGAGGGAAGAGGAUACUAACACCUAACUUCAGACAACUACAAUGAGAAUUGACUGACAGUGUAAUUGGGAGGAAAUCUGAAAUACUCUAAACUGAGAAGCAGUUGUUACUGGUAAAGUCUUAGGUCUGAGUGUUAGGGAACAAACUUCUGGUUAUAUGGUCUCUAACACAGCUGUUGACCCUCUAUCAUUUAUUUUCACACUCCUUAAAUUGCAUCUCAAGGUUCUUUAAAAAACUAUGAAUUUAUGAAACAAAUUUAUGAAGUUGCGAUCUUUCUUGAUUUUGCCAAGGAAACAAUUUGCAGAUGGGGGUGCUGACACCAUUUCAGUUGAAGAAUAUUGUGAAAAUGAGAUGUGUCAGUUUUUCAACCACAUAUUUCUUUUCCAGGCAUUUCUCCCUUUGCUGAGAUUUCUCUUUCCUUGUAACUGGUGCAGGCUAUUGCUGCUAUUACAGGGUCAGUGUAAAUGUACUCCAAAUAUCUUCAUCGCUGGUAUUCCACAGUAGUUCACCUCAAAUAGGCUCUGUAGGCUUAAAGCCAAUAGAAAUGUGAGUAGUACCAGACAACUGCUAACAGUUCUCAUUAGUGCUACACUGUUUAGCAUGCUAUGCAGUGCAGUGAUAAGUUUAGUGUGGACCUUGUGCAGGGGCAUUUUGUAUUGCCACCUUUUUUAAGAUGUGUGUGUCACUGCAUUCUGUGGAAAGCCUCUCCGGCAAUAUCUGAUGGACCUCAGGAUCAGCCCUGUCCACAGAUGGCCCAGGCACCAGGGCUGUCACAGCUACAAGAUAUCACUGAUAAAUUAAAGCAGAGGGUCUUUCAGCUGCAAGGACCUAGCAGGAGCUGUGAGGAGGAGCUUGUCACCCAGCCCACAGUGAGCUUAGAUUUUGGACAGGAGCUGUGGGCACAGUAACUGGAGGCUCUCACAAUUCACUUCCCAUCAGCUGAUCCUGCUGUUGGGAACAAGACUUGCCUGGGAGACAUUGCCAUAAUUCUUGACUCCCAUUUCUGCUGAAUUCAGAAUUGAGCAAGAGCUUCCUACCUUCAGCUUUUCCAGCUGAACUUGUAACAAUGGUGUUGCUUACUUCCUCCUGCUCUCUGCAUUGAAGCUAUUAUCUUACUCAGAAGAAAACAGCCUCUGUCAGGAGAACUUCCUGAAAUGGGUUUUCUUUCUUUUUUUUUUUUUUUUUUUCCUAAAUUUUAAUUAAACAAGAAAUCUAUAUGCUAAAUUGUAAUUGAACAGAGGAGCUAUGUGCUCUGUAAUGGGCUUGAAGAGUGCACACAGCCCCCCCUUGCAGUUAACUAAUCAGGUCCUUUGUAUGUUGAAAGA
Pseudopipra pipra is the source of this 6702-nucleotide messenger RNA. It is a transcript of the gene PKD2L1, whose product is annotated as polycystin 2 like 1, transient receptor potential cation channel. Gene Ontology annotation, biological process: detection of mechanical stimulus; potassium ion transmembrane transport. Bases 2281 to 4824 code for a protein of 847 amino acids. The transcript is spliced from 16 exons. Gene Ontology annotation, cellular component: membrane. Lineage: Eukaryota; Metazoa; Chordata; Aves; Passeriformes; Pipridae. Gene Ontology annotation, molecular function: calcium ion binding; muscle alpha-actinin binding; calcium-activated potassium channel activity. The record is from RefSeq and is a predicted model, not a curated record.